Linum tenue is the source of this 3969-nucleotide messenger RNA. The record is from the annotation of a GenBank genome assembly. NCBI's taxonomy places the organism in Eukaryota, Viridiplantae, Streptophyta, Magnoliopsida, Malpighiales, Linaceae.
AUGAAGCCCAUGGCAAUGUGGACCGUAGUCGCUGCUUCUGGAGAUCCGCCGUGGCGGGAAUUUGAGCUGCCACGUAGUAAAGCAAAGUGGCAACUGUCGAGUUUGACUAAUACUAAUGCUUGCCACGUCGUCGUUUGGAUGAAACUCGAGAUUUCUGCUGGAGAUCGGUCUCUCGCUCGCCUGAGCUCGUUUCUUCCGCCGGUGAGACAGAUCGCUGGAUUAUUUCCCGUCAGCCGUGUGUCGCAGGAAUCAAACCUAUCUGAUAAGCAUUUGCAUCUCAGAGCUGGAUCUCUUACCGUUAGUGUUAAUUCCUACAGAGUUCUCAAUGAAUUUCAGAUUAGUGAGACUGAAAUGGAUGCAUAUACGCUCAAGUCAGUGUCAGAUUUGCCGUCACAUUUCCGUUCAAUAUUUACUUUCAGAUACUUCAACCCACUACAGAGUGAAUGCUUCCCCGUUUGUUUCCAUUCUGAUGUCAACAUGGUCAUCUCUGCACCAACUGGGAGUGGUAAAACUGUGCUUUUUGAACUCUGUAUACUGAGGCUUCUCUCCAGGUUCAUAUCUGGGCAGAACUUUAUCCAUGUCAAGGGAACCCUUAAAACAGUCUAUAUUGCACCAUCGAAGGCUCUCGUACAGGAGAAGGUCCGUGACUGGAAUAACAAGUUUGGACCACUGGGAAUAGCUUGCUUGGAGCUGACAGGGGACAAUGAAUUUUAUGACAGUAGGACUAUACAAGAAGCAGAUAUUAUUCUGACCACCCCAGAGAAAUUUGAUGCUGUGACUAGAUACCGCAUAAAGAAUGGAGGCUUGAGCUUUUUCAGUGACAUAGCUCUUCUACUUAUUGAUGAAGUUCAUCUAUUGAAUGAUCCUCGUGGAGCAGCUUUGGAGGCAAUUGUUAGUAGAAUUAAAAUGCUUUCUAGUAAUCCUGAACUGAGAUCAAGUCCUCUGUCUACUAUCCGUCUUUUAGCUGUUUCGGCCACAGUUCCUAAUAUUGGUGACCUUGCUGAAUGGCUUAAUGUUCCUGUCAAAGGAAUCAAAAGAUUUGGAGAGGAAAUGAGACCUGUAAAGCUGACCACUAAAGUUUUUGGAUAUACCCCAGCAAAGAAUGAUUUUCUCUUUGAAAAGGCAAGUGGUCCGCCUUCAAAAUUACAUUUUUGACUGCUGCUUAUGGUUCAAUCUACAGUUGGGUAUCACAAUGGUGGUCUCUGCAUGAAGGACCGCAGUCUCGUUGAAGGUCUCUUUCUUAAGGGUGAUAUUCAGGUUCUGUGCACUACAAAUACCCUUGCUCAUGGAGUAAACUUGCCAGCACAUACUGUAGUGAUAAAGUCGACACAGCAUUAUAACAAAGAAAAAGGUCUCUACAUGGAGUAUGAUCGAUCCACAGUACUACAGAUGUGUGGAAGAGCGGGUCGGCCACCAUUUGAUGAUACAGGGACAGUCAUAAUCAUGACAAAAAGAGAAACAGUCCACCUGUAUGAAAAUCUAUUGAAUGGAUGUGAAUUGGUGGAAUCACAGUUGCUUCCAUGCGUGACAGAGCAUCUGACAGCAGAGAUAGUUCAGCUGACAGUUUCAGAUAUAGCACGUGCAAUUGAGUGGAUGAAAUGCUCUUACUUGUAUGUUAGAAUGAAAAAGGCAAGCACUUCUAGUUCAACCUCUUCAAACCCAGAGAAUUAUGCUGUUAGCAGGGGCAUUAAUAGAGAAUCUAUUGAGAAGCAUAUCAAAGAUGUUUGUGUCCACAAAGUUCAGGAGUUAUCACGCUAUCAAAUGAUCUCGACAGAUCAUGAUGGCUUCAUUCUGAAACCACUAGAGCCUGGGAGAUUAAUGACCAAGUACUACCUGAAAUUCGACACAAUGAAGCACAUUAUGCUGACUCCAGACAACUGCAGUCUGGAAGAUGCACUAAAAGUCGUAUGCCGUGCUGAGGAAAUUUCCUGGAUACAACUCAGGCGCAAUGAGAAGAAGGUGUUGAAUGAUAUUAAUGCUGACAAAGGUGCUAGGCUUCGUUUUCAUGUGAAUGAUGAAAGAGGGAAAAGGAAGAAACGCAUUCAGUCCAAAGAAGAGAAGAUAUUUAUCUUGGCAAAUGACUGCUUGACUGGGGAUCCUGCAAUCCGAGACUUGUCCCUAUCCCAGGAUAUGAAUUCUGUUUGCACCAACGGAUGUAGAAUUGCAAAGUGCAUGAAAGAGUACUUCUUGUUCAAGAGAAAUUAUAAAGGAGCAGUGCAGACUAUCCUUCUGGCCAAAUCACUGUAUCAGAAACUUUGGGACGACAGUCCCUACUUACUGAAACAAUUACCUGGCAUUGGAAUGGUCACGGCCAAGGCUCUUCAUUCCAUGGGUGUCAAAUCGUUUGAUGCAUUAGCUGAAGCUGAUCCCAGACGAAUUGAGAUAAUCACAUGUCGUAAGUUCCCAUUUGGGAACCAUAUCAAGGAUUCUCUACUCUCACUGCCUCCCAAAGUCGAUAUGAGUAUAGAGGAAAUUGAUAGCCAAAGGCAAGGGAAGUCUAAAAUAAAAGUCACAUUGACCAGGUUAUCACAAUCUUCAGCAUUAUCCAAGCGACAUUUUGCUGAUAUGAUUGUUGGUGUGGAGGAAGAGAACCAGAUUCACUUUCACGAGAAAAUAAGAGUGGACGAGUUCUCCAGUGGAUUUGUAUUUUCUACCCGUUGCAGCCCUUACAGUGCUACAAUCCUCGUGUCGGCCAACCAACAGCAGAAGCUGACCAUCAAGGCUGAUUUCAUGUUUGAAGAGUAUCUUGGUCUCGAUUGCCAUCAGAAGCUUAUUCUGAUGAAGGAAGGCCGACCCACUGGUAAGAACCACAACAGACCACCUCCAAACAAGCAGCCUCCCUGCGUUCCUCUGUCCAAGGAAGUCUGUGUGAUAGAAGUCGACGAUGAAAGCAUGUCGUCCAACGCUGCAGCAGCUGAAGACAAUUCAAUGCCCAGUUUCAAGCUCCUAGAUGAAGAUAUCGAAGAUGAAGAUGAACCAGUCGUUGAAAUCCAGAACGACAAGUUCAACAACAACUGGUCAGAAAGAACAAUAUUCGACCACAUACGUGAAAAGGCCAAGAGCUUCCCUAUCAUCAACACUUCAGAAGCCUUUCUUCUCCAAAGUGAAGAACAACAAAGGGGCCUUAACGAGACUGAACUCGAGCUCGGCAGAAGGCUGGAUGCUAAAGAAGACUCCAUCAUAGAUCUUACCAUAGACCCCAGCUGGUUAGAACAGGAAGGUGAAGACAUUAUUCUCAACAGCCAUAGUUCCACCAUUGAAGGUGGAAGAAGUUUUGUCGAAGACAGGGAAGGUGCUAGCGGUGGUGGCAUUGCUCCCGAACCUGAGAAAGCUCUGAACGGGGAAGCAAUAUUCGAUCACAUAAGGAGGAAAGCUGAGGAGUUCCCGUUUCUGACUUCAACCCUGCGCUGGAUGAAUGAACCGUCUCUGGAACCGGUUUCUGAACCGCCCGAGGUUGGACCGAGACCAGAAUGCUUCCGAAAGGGUGACGUUGUCCUUUCGGAUUCCCAUCCUGGAGGGCAGAAGGUAAAAGUGGACGCAUUCUCUCCAAGUCCAGGCAGGAAAUUUACCGGUCUGAGUCUGCCUUCGAAGAGUCUGCCAGUCUCUAAAGUAGAUCGUCCACCUCGUGGAGAAAUGUUAUCGUUUGAUAUUUCCAUGAUGAAGGGUAGUAAUAGCAACAGUGGGAGCAAGAGGAAAGAGCAGCAGAAGGAAUGGUCUCCAAGCAGUGGAUCGAAACGCCAGCGUUGUGGUCUGGCAAUGCCGGUGCAGACGGGACAAGCAGAUUCGUUCAUGGGGUUCCAGAGCGUGUUCUCAUUCCUGUGAUGCUUCCUCUCUCUAUCUCCAUCGUUGAAGCAUAAAUGAGGUUAGUUCAACAUUACUUCUUCGUAUUAUCUUUUCUUGUCCUGCACGUUUCAGUUGUUCUUUUCCUUUUCAUGUUUUGAUUUACCCUUUGGAACAUAGUUUUCCAUU